Danaus chrysippus (African queen) is the source of this 1122-nucleotide messenger RNA. Lineage: Eukaryota; Metazoa; Arthropoda; Insecta; Lepidoptera; Nymphalidae. The record is from the annotation of a GenBank genome assembly.
AUGUAUGUAUAUUGUGCAUACGCCUUCGCCGCACUGUGCCGGACUGCCGAGGCGAGCGAAGGAAUCACCACUUAUAUUUAUAACCUCCGAUCGAGACGUCCGAUAAUACCGUCUCUUUCUAGAGUAAUCUACACUCGUACGCUGCUUGUUAGCAUCUUAAAAGGUAUAAAUAUUCGUUUUAUCUGCAAUAAAAUUCAUUCCAGUUUCAACCUCACUCGUAGUUUCAUUAAUCUCUGCACCAUAACCGCUACAUCUGGUGACCCCGACCAAGAAGCUGAACUCGUAGGAAACAUUAUGGAAGAAAAAAAGCAAGAAGAAAUUAUCAGCGGCGAAAAUAUAAGCGCAAUCUCUGUACAGUCAAGACUACUACCGUUUUGGCGCGAAUAUCCCAGAGCCUGGUUUAUUCAAUUCGAAGCCGUCGUCGACCCGCUUAAGACAUCCGAUGACCAAAAGUUUCGCUACGUUCUGCAACAACUUCAAUCUAGCGACCUCCAACAUCUCACUGAUAUUUUAUAUCAGCCACCCGCCGUUGAUAAAUACCAAGCAGUGAAGACACGACUACUUGCCGCCUACGAAAAAUCCGACGUCAAGAAUUUUCAAAAACUCAUCAGUGGUCUGGAACUCGGAGACCAGAAACCUUCGCAACUCUUAAGAAAAAUGCGAGAAUUGAGUAGCGGCAUGGUAACAGAUGAAGGACUUAGAAUCGAAUGGUUGAAUCAACUGCCUACUCAAGUCCGUGUCGUACUAUCGGUGAACACGGAGGCUGCCUUAGACACACUCGCCGCGAUGGCCGACAAAAUGUUAGAGUACACUGAACGUCCCAGCAUCUCCGCAGUGUCAUCUUCGAGCGCAACAACCUCUUCUACACAAUAUGAAGCAUUAGCGAAGCAAAUCGAAAAUCUUACCCUCGAAGUUGCUGAACUACGACGUGGUCGUGCUCCGUAUCGCCAAUAUCGCCGUCCCUUUCACUCACGCUCACGCUCGCAUUCGAGAUUACGCAAGACCUCAAAAGUAAAGCCGGGAGAUGCUACAUGGGAAUGCAAGUAUCACUUCCGAUUCGGUGAUAAAGCGAAGCGCUGCGUUUCUCCGUGUUGCAGAAGAAAUAAGAAGUCGGAAAACUAA